CCGCCCGCCACGCCCAACCGACUCUCGCGCCUUCUCUCGUCCCUCCCCGCACUCACGCACGUGGACUUCGACUCUCCGGCGGGCUGUGGCAUCCUGGUCACAGAGGUGCUGGCAUACAUUCAGCAAAGCGUCGGAACAAAGCCACUCAAGGUACUCAGGCGCGCACACGUAGCACGGGCACGUCCGUCCCUAAUGAACGGACCCUUCUCACUUGGGUCGCAGAAGUUGGAGAUAGUGCAUCACUGGCCGCUUUUCCUCCGGCCCCGCACCAAAGCGGCCGCCCCUGUCGCCUUCCCCUCACCCCACACCGCCCGCCAGUACCCCACAGUGGAAGAGCUCAGCAUCGAGAUCCAGCCCAUCGACAUGGACCUGGUGGGCAGCGCCCAGGACCUCAUCGCGAGAGCAGAGAGCGUCCCCGAGCGGCUGCGGGACCUCUUCCGCCUCGUCCACGAGCUGCGGCCGACGCACGCCACCUUCGAACUCAGCGAGCGGGCAGACAUCUUCGUCGCACCCGGCGACGCUGAGCAAGUCGACAGCGAGCUCGACUUGCUGUUCCGCGAGGGCCGUGUACGCGACGACAUGGCCGAGUAUGGGAUGGAGCUGCGUCUGCCGAUGACAUAUAAGCGGUUCGACGGUGAGGACUCGUCGGUUGAGGACAUGGCUGCCCGGCCGGCCGAGCACCAGUUGACCGUCGAGAUGGACAUAUGGCUGCUGAAUGACAGUGACGGUGUAGAGGGGAAUAGUGAGGGAUUUGAUGAUGCGGCGGGCUGGACGGACUGGGGAGGGCAGGGGGGAGAUGGUUAGCUGCCGGUGUGAAUAGCUACUUAGUGUGCAGACAGACAGGCCUGAGAGCAGCCUGGCCGAAUGCUCGGCUGCCGCGUUUCUGGAGAGACAAUCACUGUGUGUGGGUGGGUGGGUAGCUCGCCAUCCGGGCGCUCACUGAGAGACAGACCAAUGAGUAGGUAGGGUGAGGGGGUGGACGGCUGGUGCAGAUGACUCGAGUGCCAUGAAUAUGCGUCCGUGCAUCAA
Vitrella brassicaformis is the source of this 1029-nucleotide messenger RNA. The record is from the annotation of a GenBank genome assembly. Lineage: Eukaryota; Vitrellaceae.